AUGAGACCCGAUCUCGCAGUCGUGUUAUUCACCCUGUUCUCCUCGGCGGUCGCAUCGGCCAUCGACGGUCCUCUUCACAUCAAGCGCGUCGAUUCCGCACCCAGCACCGACGAGCACGACCUGUACAAGCGUCGUGGCGGCGGUGGAGGAGGUGGACGCGGAGGCAGUAGUGGUGGCAGUCGAGGCGGAAGCAGUGGUGGAAGCAGAGGUGGGAGCUCCAGCAGCGGUAGUCGCGGCGGUUCAAGCGGCGGCUCCAGCGGCGGUUCCAGCCGUGGAAGUUCAUCAGGCUCAUCUCGUCCAGGUUCAGGUUCAAGUGGUGGACGCACACCCGCUCGCGGUCCCCAGCCCAGCUACGCCGGCGGCCAAUAUGCAGGCGGCGCAUCGAGACCCUACUCGUCCGGUAGCAAAAGUCCCAGCGGUAUCAAGCCCGUUCUUUUAGGUGCUGGUAUUGGUGGUGCUGCUGCCCUUGCCUUCUGGCCUGGUUUGUGGCUGGGCGGCGCAUACAUGUACCACUACCCCAAUUCGUACCGGUACUACAACGAGUCAAGUGAGGAGGAGGAGGAUCGCCCUAUUCUUUGCGCGUGCUCAAAGGAGGCUUCGUGUGGAUGCGACCAGGACGACAAGGUCAACAACACUGCGCUUUACGAUGAACUCAUCGGAAACGGUAGCUACGAGCACCUCAACAAGUCGAUUGUCGAUGUCGCCGAGGUCAACGGUACCACAACUAUCCUUCUUAACGGAACUCUUCCCAAAGACACUGCCCUUCCCUCAGAAGGCAGUUCCUCGGGAUCUGGAUCGGGAGAUAGUGACAGUGCUGCUGCCCGAGCCAUGAUCGAAGCCAUGGGCUACUGGCCCGCAGCAGCAGCCGUCCUAGCAGCCGUUCUCAUCGCCUAA
Fusarium pseudograminearum CS3096 is the source of this 894-nucleotide messenger RNA. RefSeq lists its product as uncharacterized. Lineage: Eukaryota; Fungi; Ascomycota; Sordariomycetes; Hypocreales; Nectriaceae. The record is from RefSeq and is a predicted model, not a curated record. The transcript has a single exon. The coding region runs from base 1 to 894 and encodes 297 amino acids.